UAUGUAUCUUGUUUAUUUAUCGAGUGUUAUAAUGCUUUUAUACUUUCUGAUGUGUCAUAUAAUGCUAAAUGUUGCUCUGAAUCUAGAAAACUAAAAAGUUCUCACAAUAUACCAAAAAGCAGAUUACCGUCAUGGCGAACGUAAACGAAAGGAAUUUAUAUGAAGUGGACGAAAAUAGUGCUAUUACACGUAGUCGAAGUAAACAGUGGGUUCGUCUAAAUGUUGGAGGUACAUACUUUUUGACAACAAAAACAACGCUUUCUCGCGAUCCUAACUCGUUUCUCUUCAGGCUGUGCCAAGAUUCGGAUUUGAUCUCAGACAGGGAUGAAACAGGCGCAUACCUCAUUGAUAGGGAUCCUACAUACUUCAGUCCGAUUCUGAAUUAUUUAAGGCAUGGAAAGCUUGUCAUAAACAAAGAUUUAACAGAAGAAGGAGUUUUAGAAGAAGCAGAGUUCUACAAUAUAACAGAGCUCAUCGAUCUAGUAAAAGAACGCAUUUGUUAUCGAGAUGGUCCACAUACAAGAGAAUCAAAGAAACAAGUGUAUAGAGUAUUACAGUGUCAUGAAGAUGAACUCACACAGAUGGUCUCAACUAUGUCUGAUGGUUGGAAAUUUGAGCAGCUGAUUAAUAUUGGGUCACAGUACAAUUAUGGGAAUGAGGAUCAUGCAGAAUUUCUUUGUGUGGUCUCACGGGAAUAUGGGAUAAAUGUGCGCAGUUCAAAAGAAACGGAGCCAACAGACAGAGCAAAGGUUUUGCAGCAGAAAGGAUCACGGAUGUGAAUCUCGGUUGGAGUGGGAAUCCAGUUUCAGUGAUUGGGAUUUGGACUCUAUUUUUUUUUUAUUUCUGCAGCUUUGAGUCUAACAAAUGUGGUUGUAAAAUGGUGGUCACAAAAAUAACCCCACGAGAUUACCAGAAGGUAGUGAGUUGUAUGUAGACAGCCAUGCUUGCGUUGCCAGAGUUGUUUUGGAGUAUUGGCGGUAAGAUGAGAUUAUCGUAGAAACUGGAUUUUAUUCUCAAGAGUAUGUCCUGUGUUUUGAGAAUUGAUGUCAGAGGGUCUGUGCGAUGCAGUUCUAGAAGUGAUAUUCUCCUAAUAGGUAUGGACUUUCUUAAACAUGCUGAGUCCUGUCGAAGGAGAAUUUACAUUUUUAUAGCUACAGGUCUUGAAAUAUUAUUUCUCUCCUCAGUUCUGAUUGUGUGUGAAUUUCCCUUUGUUCACAACUGAUGUCUAGUUCCCCCUUCUAUAAAAAUGACCCACGGUUGGUCAUUAAUUUAUUGACUUCCAUUACUAUAACAGUACGAAGUCUUAUUGGAGGUUUUUUUAAACAUUUUACCUGUUGUUAGUCUGCUGCAUGAUUUGUACUGUUUUUGCUAAGAACAAAAAGAAACAAGAGAGGUAAGAAUCUGAGCAUUCUUUUGUUUCCUGUUGAAGCUCUUGGCAGCGGAACCCAUAAAACUUUUUACUUUUCUAUUUGUAUGUUUUGAGACUCUGUAAAUUCUUGUAGCUGUUUAUUACUGUGUUAUCAGUGAGGUAAGUCUUCUUUGAGGUAUACAUUGUUCUUGGUCAUCACUGUAGGUCAGAUGAGAUUGGAACAUUUAUGCUCUCACAUGCUUUACAUUUAUUAAGCAUCUUUUUCCUUUUAGUGUGCAUUAGCAAUGUUAAAUUUAUUAACAUUGAUCAGCUUUGAUGUGUCAAGUGUUCAAUCUCUGUUGAAUUGUCCAGUAUAACUUAUUAUGGCAGGAAAGGAUAUAUUGUCUGUUACUCAGCAGAAAAGCUACGAUGUUUAGCAGUGUAGGUGAACAUUGUUGGGAGAACAUACGGACCUUGUAAAAAAAUAUAAGGCUCUAACUUAGCAUAUUGUAGCGUAUUGUACGUUUCAACUGGUGAAUUUCUUGCUGUCAUGAGAUUUCCUUGUCAAAGCUUUUCACCUGAGUAACAAAUGGCACUGUCCACAGACCAGGAGAAAAUC
Molecule: messenger RNA, 1967 nt
Organism: Zootermopsis nevadensis
Lineage: Eukaryota; Metazoa; Arthropoda; Insecta; Blattodea; Termopsidae
Gene: inc
Product: BTB/POZ domain-containing protein inc
Biological process (GO): proteasome-mediated ubiquitin-dependent protein catabolic process; protein homooligomerization
Cellular component (GO): Cul3-RING ubiquitin ligase complex; cytoplasm
Molecular function (GO): cullin family protein binding
Source: RefSeq, a predicted model, not a curated record